This is a messenger RNA of Thlaspi arvense, 387 nucleotides long. The record is from the annotation of a GenBank genome assembly. Lineage: Eukaryota; Viridiplantae; Streptophyta; Magnoliopsida; Brassicales; Brassicaceae.
AUGAAGAGGAAAGAAGAACUUGCUGGCAUUGUUUUGUCGACUUGCACGCACAGAAGAGGAGGUGGGGAGAUAUUUGAAGCACAUAAAGAGAAAGAAGAGAUUCCUUCACCUGUUUGUACAUGUGAAGUUGUAUGUACAGAAGAGGAAGAAAAAGGGAGAUGGUUUAAGCACUAUGAAGAGGAAAAAGAGAGUGAUCCACUUGUUUGUGAAGUUGUACUCCCGGAAGAGGAGGAAGAAGAGGGAUGGUUGAAGCACUACAGUAGCAAACAGAGCAUACUUCUAGUGGGUGAAGGGGACUUCUCUUUCUCUGCUAGCUUGCAAAGGAAUUUGGUUCUGCAGCUAACAUUGUGGCUACAUCUCUCAAUUCAAGAAAGUAAACAAUUUUAA